UAGAAAUCACAAGCAUACGCAUGUUUUUCAUCCUUUCAUUUCCACAAAAUAUUCUUAAUCGUGGAUUGUGUUGUUUGUGAACAUCAGUGAAGCUCGACUUCAGUUCAGAAUGAAGACCCUCCUCAUCAUCACCUUCUACCUGAUGUCAGGUCCAGUGCACUGCAAUGAUGUGAUCGGUUACCCUGGAGGUCGUGUCAUAAUUAACUUCAAAAAGCCAGUCAUUCCCAGGUCGACUGGGUAUUUUUGCAAAAUGAAAACAGUGUGUGAAGAGUUAAUAACAGCUCAGGCCUCAGUCAGCACGGUUCAUAAGGACAGAUUUACUCUGUUUAAGACUGAUGGAUUAAUUUCACUGAUCUUCAGAAGUCUGAGUUUACAGGAUACAGGACUGUAUCAGUAUGGAGAGACUGGAGUGUGGAGUGAAAACAUUGACCUGAAAGUGAAAAGUGAUCCAUGCUGUAGUGAGACAAAAUCAGUAACCGGAUAUCUGGGAGAGAGUGUGAUGAUCAGCUGCUCCUAUCCAACAGAGUUUGAAACAAAUAUCAAGUCCUUUUUCAAAUUGGAUGAUUACGCUGGAACCGAAGUGAUCUUCACCAGGGCAAAAGAAGCGUAUCAGAACGGCAGAGUCUCCAUUUCUGAUGACGGGAGGAGUAGCGUUUUCAGUGUGAUCAUCAGUGAUGUGAGAGAAGAUGAUGGAGGAGUUUAUUCCUGUGCAGUUCGUAUCAAAGGGACUGCAGUCCGUUAUCACUCGCUCUUCACAGAAAUUCAGCUCCAAGUUACUGAUUCAGCCUCAGUGGGACCUCCGCCCUAUCAAACCACUGAACCCCCCUUUGGAGAAGGAGGUUCCUCUAUCAUCAUCAUCCCUGGGGUUGUCUGUGUGAUUCUGCUGCUGAGUGUUGGAUUAGGACUGAUCUUCUAUAAGCAAAGGUGUAACAAGUCACAAGGUUCCUUACACAGAAAUCUGAUGGAAAAACAUUCAGACAUUCACCACUAUGAGGAGACUAAAGACCACAGAUGCCAUUCUGGUACUGAAGAAACUGCACAUUACUGUACUAUUCCUCUAUCCACAAUCCCCUCUGAUCCCCCAAACACUGUGUACGCCACUGCACAGUUACCCACAAUCCCCACUAAUCCCCCAAACACUGUAUACGCCACUGCACAGUUACCCACAAUCCCCACUAAUCCCCCAAACACUGUAGACGCCACUGCACAGUUACCCACAAUCCCCACUAAUCUCCCAAACACUGUAUACGCCACUGCAGAGUUACCCACAAUCCCCACUAAUCCCCCAAACACUGUAUACGCCACUGCAGAGUUACCCACAAUCCCCACUAAUCCCCCAAACACUGUAUAAGCCACUGCACAGUUACCCACAAUCCCCACUGAUCCCCCAAACACUGUAUACACCACUGCAGAGUUACCCACAAUCCCCACUGAUCACCCAAACACUGUAUACGCCACUGCACAGUUACCCACAAUCCCCACUAAUCCCCCAAACACUGUAUACGCCACUGCACAGUUACCCACAAUCCCCACUGAUCCCCUAAACACUGUAUACACCACUGCAGAGUUACCCACAAUCCCCACUAAUCCCCCAAACACUGUAUACGCCACUGCACAGUUACCCACAAUCCCCACUAAUCCCCCAAACACUGUAUACGCCACUGCACAGUUACGCACAAUCCAGUGGCGGCUGGUGGGCUUUGAAAUAGGGGAAGCUCAGUUUUAGGUCUAUGUAAUACAAUUUUUCAAUUAUUUGUUAUUUGUCAUGAGUCAAUUUGUUGUUAUGUGGGUCUGUCUCAGAAACUGGUCUCUCAUUUGGGACAUUAUGGUCAAAAAAUAAAUUUUCUAAUUUUACUUUUUUUUUUGCAUUUA
Molecule: messenger RNA, 1872 nt
Organism: Neoarius graeffei (lesser salmon catfish)
Lineage: Eukaryota; Metazoa; Chordata; Actinopteri; Siluriformes; Ariidae
Exons: 7
Coding region: 110-1351 (413 amino acids)
Source: RefSeq, a predicted model, not a curated record